Messenger RNA from Bufo gargarizans (Asiatic toad), 1897 nucleotides. It is a transcript of the gene GTF2F1, whose product is annotated as general transcription factor IIF subunit 1. The coding region runs from base 116 to 1693 and encodes 525 amino acids. Gene Ontology annotation, biological process: transcription initiation at RNA polymerase II promoter; positive regulation of transcription elongation by RNA polymerase II. Gene Ontology annotation, cellular component: nucleus; transcription factor TFIIF complex. The record is from RefSeq and is a predicted model, not a curated record. Gene Ontology annotation, molecular function: RNA polymerase II general transcription initiation factor activity; DNA binding; TFIIF-class transcription factor complex binding. The transcript has 14 exons. NCBI's taxonomy places the organism in Eukaryota, Metazoa, Chordata, Amphibia, Anura, Bufonidae.
ACGUCCGUUCUAACAGGUUUUUUUUUUCCGUCAGACGUAACCUGGAAGUAGUUAGCUCUGGACCGGAAGACGAGGAGUAGCUGUGAGCUGGUAUCUGACUCGCCCUCCUUCCGCCAUGGCGUCUCUGGGAGGCAGCAGUCAGUCUAUCGGCGGGCAGUCUGCCACUGAAUUUGUCGUACGUGUCCCCAGGAACCCCAGUAAAAGAUAUAAUCUUAUGGCCUUCAAUGCGGCGGAUAAAGUUGACUUCUCUACAUGGAACCAGGCUCGCAUGGAGCGUGAUCUGAGCGCCAAGAAGAUGUUUCAGGAUGAGGAAAUGCCGGACUCUGGGGCUGGGAGUGAAUAUAAUCGCAAGCAGAGAGACGAGGCUAGACGCAGGAAGUACGGUAUUAUUCUGAGAGAGUUCAAGAUUGAAGACCAGCCCUGGAUGCUCAGGGUUAAUGGCAAAGCUGGGCGCAAGUUUAAAGGCGUGAAGAAAGGUGGGGUGACGGAGAACGCCUCUUACUUCAUCUUCACCCAGUGUCCAGAUGGAGCAUUCGAAGCAUUUCCAGUCUCUAACUGGUACAACUUCACACCAGUGGCCAAGCACCGCACCCUGACCGCCGAGGAGGCUGAGCAAGAAUGGGAGAGACGAAACAAAAUCCUUAACCACUUCACCAUCAUGCAGCAACGUCGUUUGAAGGACCAAGGGGUAGAUGAUGACGAGGAGGAAGGUGGCGGCAAGCAGGACAAGGGUGGCAAGAGUAAGAAAAAGAAGAAAAACGACCUGAAGAUUCAUGACCUCGAGGACGACCUGGAGUUGAGUUCCAGUGAGAGCGAGGAGAGCGGUGAAGAUGGAGAGCGUAAGCCAAAAGCUCCAAAGAAAAAUGCUCAGCGCAAGAAGGGUAAGAAGUCUCGAUCUGACGAUGAGGCCAUAGAGGACAGCGAUGAUGGAGACUUUGAGGGUCAGGAGGUGGAUUACAUGUCUGAUGGGAGCAGCUCUGAUGAGGAACUUCCUGGGAAACCAAAACCUGUGAAGGAGGAAGAGAAUCAUCCAAAAGGUAUUGAUGAAGGAAGUGAGAGCAGUGAGGAGAGUGAAGAGGAGAAGGUAGAGGAAGAGGAGGAGGAAGAGAAGAAAACGCCUACACCCCAGGAGAAGAAGAAGAAAAGAGACAGCAGUGAUGAAUCGGACACGUCUGAGGACAGUGAAAUAGAUGGAGAGGCCUCCUCUGCUCUCUUCAUGCAGAAGAAGAAGACUCCUCCAAAGAAGGAUAAAAAAGGAGGCUCCAACAGCAGCUCCCGCGCCAACAGCCGACCUGGCACCCCCUCUCCUGACUCGGGGAACACGUCUAACACCCUCAGGGCUGCAGCCAAUAAACUGGAGCAAGGUAAACGUGGUGCUGCCAAUCACACUCCGGCCGCCAAGCGUCUGAAGAUGGAAUCUGGACCUCAGAGCACAUCAGGAAAAUCGACUCCACAGCCCCAGUCUGGAAAGUCCACGCCCAGCAGUGGGGACAUUCAGUUGACAGAAGAAGCAGUUAGAAGAUAUCUGACCCGGAAACCCAUGACCACAAAGGAUUUACUGAAAAAGUUCCAAACCAAGAAGACCGGCCUGAGCAGUGAGCAGACGGUGAAUGUGCUCGCCCAGAUCCUGAAGAGACUCAACCCCGACCGCAAGACAAUACAUGACAAAAUGCACUUCUACCUGAAGGAAUGACCCCGGGGCUGCUGUACCAGUGGCACAUACUACAGGACUGGCGCACAACCUGUGAGCUCAGAAGGGCAAAGGACAAGCGAGAGGCUUUAGAUCCUGUGACACAGGAACGUGUGACAUUUUUUGAUUUGUAGUAAGGAUUAUUAAGUAUUUGUGGUUAUUGUUUUUUUAUUACUUUGAGUAUUAAAAUGAGAUCUUUUUAGGUAA